Molecule: messenger RNA, 1173 nt
Organism: Carassius gibelio (silver crucian carp)
Lineage: Eukaryota; Metazoa; Chordata; Actinopteri; Cypriniformes; Cyprinidae
Exons: 6
Coding region: 42-725 (227 amino acids)
Source: RefSeq, a predicted model, not a curated record
UGCAAAGUCGACAACACAAACUACAGCUACUCUUUUGAAACAUGUCGUGUGUGAACAGUUACUUUAUCUCCUGGAUUUUAGGACUGCUUAUUUUUGAUGUUCAGUUUAAACAUGGUUUGAAUGAAUGUCGGGGAGAUCAAAUCAGCAAUGUCAGUUUACCUACUGAGCUUCAGUCUGAAGUCCUGCUGCCCUGCGUCUUUGAAACAGACUUUUUGGAUUCAAACCAGACAAAUGAAUCUUGUGUGGUGUGGACUCACCUCAAUUCAACAAACGGAGGAAUUGUGGAGAUCAGUCUGGAUGGUGAGGCUAAAUUCUGGAAUAACCGACGUGGACGGAUUAAGGCAUUCCCAAAAUUACAACAUUCUGACCUGCUGGACUUCUCAAUCCAGAUUCGUAAUGUGCAGCAGUCUGAUUUAGGUGUCUACCAGUGCUCUCUGUUCAGAGUGAACUGUUUCCUGGCCUAUAAGAGGAUCAAACUACACAACGAACCAGCUGUUGUUCCAGUGGACUCUCUGACUUGGCUGAUCCCGACUGGAGCAGCAGGAGGAGUAGCACUGCUAGUAGUGCUACUUGUGCUUCUUGUUGUUGCAUGCAAAUUCUUCAGACGUCAAGAAAAUAACAUCAUUGAGCCUGUCUAUGAGAACACCUCGCAAGCAAAGUUCACCAACAGAGAAAAGUUCACUAAUGGAAACGGAAUGAAAAUCAGCAAUCCAAUCUAUAGUUAAAAUUCACAACUACAGUAAUGUGGAACAUCAAUAAAUAUGUGGAAUGCAUUAUACGUUACAUCAAGAGAACUGAAAAUGAUUCUGAUGGAUCAGACUUUUUGUCUGCGUUUUACAUAUCAAAUAUAAAAAUCAAUGCCAAUUCGGAACAUACACAGUUCAGAUGAUUAUUUCUGGAGGAGGGGUUGAUGUAACUGCUCCAGGAGAAAUGAGACAUGUCUCUAUUUGGAAUCACUUUAGUUUCUUCAUCCGUGAUGCCACUAGAGGGCAGUGAGACCUUUUUUGAAAUUCCACCAAUCACAUCCCAAAGACAGACACAAAUACCGUACCUCCAUAGCUCAAGUACUCUUUAAUCAUCUCCAUCAGAACUGUGGUCCUUUACCUUAUAUUUACUUACAUGAUUUAACAUUGUCAUGAAUAACUUGUCAUAUAAAAAAAAUCUAAUCAUUUA